AUGUGUUCAGUCCGUGAACUACGCCUCUCCCCGGACGAACGAUACUUGCUUAGCUACGGAUGGCGAAAGGAGAUAUGCGUUUGGGAAAUAGGCAACACCUUAACGUUGCGCACGAAGAUAUCAGCUCCGACUCCAUGGAACGCUUUUGGAGACCAUUCCGACAUAUGCUCCUUUGCCCUCAGCCCCGCAGGUGACAAAAUUGCGACGACCUCACUGGACGGGUCAACUUGCAGCUUCUGGUCCUUCGAAUCGGGGGAUUUUCUUGGAUCCAUACCUUUUCAGUGGCCUUCCAAAUGGCUCCUUCGACCUGACUUCAAUUUCUACCCUGACGGCGGACACUUGUCUCCUCAUGCGAAAUACGUUUGCUGGCUUCCACGACACUUCUCCCCAUACCACGCCUUCCUCAUAUCGGAUCCACACACCGGCUCUCUGAUCCAUGUUUGCUCAGGACACCGCGAUUCGAUCCAUACCGUCGAAUGGUCGCGCUGUGGAAAUUUCAUCGCUACCUCGUCAAACGACCGGUUUAUCCGCAUAUGGAGGGCCCGGGACGGAGUGUGCAUCGGCUGCCACUUCUUUCCAGAGGGGGCGCCGUCUGUGCUGGUAUUCACGGGCGACGGCGAGUCGUUGUUCUUGGGAAGGGAGAACGGUGCGAUUGGCUGGUUGCACCUGUGCGAGAUCGACGCUCGCGAUGGGCGUCCAUGCAGACGACUCUCUCCCACCACGGACGUUGCCCCCCACGAUCCUGCGCUGAUAUAG
Molecule: messenger RNA, 756 nt
Organism: Epithele typhae
Lineage: Eukaryota; Fungi; Basidiomycota; Agaricomycetes; Polyporales; Epitheliaceae
Product: WD40-repeat-containing domain protein
Exons: 1
Coding region: 1-756 (251 amino acids)
Molecular function (GO): protein binding
Source: RefSeq, a predicted model, not a curated record